CUUUCUUUCUGGGAAAAGGUAAGCCGAUAAGACCAUUUUUGGAGCCAGGCACGAGGCACGAUGCCCAGAGCAACUCAAUCCCAACGUUUAUCCAGCUGAAUCCUUCCGUCCGCUGCCGGUCUCUCAAGUCUGGUAGCUUACGUAGUUUGUACGUACACCAGAUUGUGGAUAGAGUCGCAAUUUGUACAGCUUCCAAAACAAACAGUGUCUCACGCAGGCGACUUAACUAUCCCACUCCAAUCGUUUUCUUCAUAGCAAAGAUACACAUCUAUAACAAGACUACGCCUCGAGGCUCAUCCGAAGAAGAGGCGCUCAUAAGGACAACAGCUAUCACCAGCGAGAUAAAAACGACGCAACUUUCUACUAUACUCUUGCUCCGCAAGUCGCUCUCUAUUUGCCAUUCGCCUCUUUAUAUUGUAUCGUGGCUAUACCUCUGUCCGCCUCAUUCUAGUAGGGCUUCUCAAACAGCUCUCUCCCAAAUCCAUCCCCAAUCAUCACCACACACCUACGUUAAUCACACAAGAUGCUCAACCCACGCUCUCUACGCUUCGACACCAGGCAAAUAGAUUAUACUCAUCAUCAUCAUGACUACGACUACACCCUCCCAAAAUCUACACUCAUCUCCCUUAUAAUCGGCGUUGGCACAUUUGCUGUUACGUCCAUAUUGGUUGUUUUCUCCCUCCGAAUCUAUCUCAGGAGACGGUCGCUUAGACGAGCUCAAGCUAUGAGUGGAAGUGGCGAAGAUUUGAGAGAGAUAAUGAGAGAGUAUCUCGAUGAAGGAGUAAAGGGAAAUGAAGGGACAAAACCUGAGAUGUGGGAGGUGGAGAUGAAAUAUGAGGACGAGAUUACUCAGCCACUCACACUUCGCGAACCGACUUCUACUCGUCCGCACCUCGCUCAACCUGAUAUUUCGAAAGCGAUAUCCAUUUUUAUCGCUUUCCCUGCUCCUUAUUCCUCUGGCCCUGACGACCUCCCAGAGAUCGUACUUGGCACAGCGAUUUUCCAUCAAUCGACAUUGUCGUCCACAAUCUCCCGCUUUUCGGAGAACGAAAAGACUCUUUCAAGAAAUACAUCAGAGGAGGGGAGUUAUGUAGUGAAAGAUAAGAAUACAGAGAAAGACGGGACAAACGUCGUCGUUCAGGCUUUGGAAUACGUCUGACCAGGCCAGAUAGAACAACGUUGAAAAAACGAAAAAGGGCACAGGAAAGGGAAUCAUGUGGGUCUGUGGGUCGAGAGUGGAUCUUAUUGUCGCGAUUGUCAUCAUCAUGACUUCAUUUAAUGUUCAUGUUGUAAUUAAUACGCUCUAUGUUGUAACGUAUCUACGAUAUUAUGUUUGGGUAAAGGGUAUAGGAAGGAUCAGUA
Molecule: messenger RNA, 1362 nt
Organism: Cryptococcus deneoformans JEC21
Lineage: Eukaryota; Fungi; Basidiomycota; Tremellomycetes; Tremellales; Cryptococcaceae
Product: expressed protein
Exons: 2
Coding region: 524-1159 (211 amino acids)
Source: RefSeq, a predicted model, not a curated record